Messenger RNA from Dermacentor silvarum, 15326 nucleotides. RefSeq lists its product as uncharacterized. NCBI's taxonomy places the organism in Eukaryota, Metazoa, Arthropoda, Arachnida, Ixodida, Ixodidae. The record is from RefSeq and is a predicted model, not a curated record.
AGCAUCGUCGCCUGGCGUCACUCCCGUAGCUGCCGUCGUCCCCUUUGCCCCACAUUUUCGCUGUUGAGAAUUGGCGAAAGCCGCUGGUCACCUAUGUUAACCACUUCCGAACUGUUGCAUUCCGUAGCAAUGGGUUUUGAAGGACUGGUGUGAAAGAUGCUUUCGGUCGAGCUCGUUCCCGUGGCAUGGGCUCUUGUCGCCAUCCCCACGUCAGUGGUUUUGAUUGUCGCUCUCGCACUGUGUCUUUGUAAGCAAGGGGCGGACAAGUCACUCAAUUUCUUGGGUGAGAACCACCAAGUUUUGAAUAAGAACUCCCCCGUCGCUUAUAAAGUACAGAGCACCGACGAUCAUCAGAAUGGCGACUUGCGGGGGGACUCUCCUCUCGAAAAAGUUUCACUCCAUCCCAGCCGGCCAGUGACCGAGCGAGCACUGCCAACACCUCCAGGCAGGCCGCAGUCUCUGCCUAAUCCACUCCCUAACCCGGCAACAACUGCCUGGGAUGGUGGCAACAACAAUAACAACAACAAUGGUGCUGCGGCUGCAACGGACGGGCACGUCUCCACGACUCUCGUGCGUCCGCACCGAAGGAACAAGGCUCACGCCCCGCCGCCACCGACCACACCUUCGUCGUCUGCUGUCCCUGGUGUUGCCGUGCCGUCUGCCGGCAAGGGCACAGACACUCCGAGUGAGAGUUCAGAGUCCGAUCCUCUCUACUCGGUGGCAAACGUGCGUGCGCCCAGUUCUUCGGAGGACACCGCGCCGCCUGUCCCUGAAAAGCGCUUUGAUGUCGUCGACGCAACGGAGGAAAGUGUGCCCCCACCGGUGUCGGAAGAAAUGGGUGCUCCAUUCCGGCAAGUCAGUGCACCAGUUGCACCUGUACCAGGGACAUUGAGUCACGCUGCCGACGUCGCAUUUUCUGUACCAGCUGCAUCUGACUUACCUGGCAGCUCUGCACAACCUACAGGGAAAUCGGACCUGUCAUACACUGUGAUCUCUGUCCGUGAACCACUGGCAAAAGUUCGAGAGGAGACAAUGAGGCAGAAACCAGCACAGGCUGCAGCUGCAACCCAGGAGGCAUACUACACAGAGGUUCCUGAGGAAGAGCAGAUGUAUGCGGAGAUUGAGUCGGGUCACAACUCUGCUGGCUCGUCGGUCACGUACGCUCGCAUCGAGCCAAGGACAACCGAGCCACACCCACCGGCGCCACCAACUGUCGAGAGCCUCAAGUCAGUCGCCCAGGCUCAUUCCAGACAAGCAUCUGUUACAUCCGCAUCAUCGCUCGGAGCACCCAGCCCCGACAUUGACAUCGGGAGCCUGUACUCCGCUGUUGACAAGUGCAACAAGCAGAGGCAGACUAUCCACAUAUCGGAAGGCGUGGCCUCCAUGACAGAAGGCCCAGCCAAUCUGGACGAACUGUAUGCCAAAGUUCACAAGCCCCACCGCCAACCUGUUGCUGCAGCAGUUGCUUCACAGGAAGAAGGUGCUGAAGGGAAGAAGUCCUUAGUGGCACCGCUGCAUGAAGCCUUCCUCGUGCAUGAUAGGCCACGGUCAAUGCCUCCUAACAUUGAGUCUGUUGUCUCGUGCACCAAUGUCACUCUGGUACGUGAGUUGGAAGAGAAGAAGGAGCUGGUCGAGGCACUUCCGCCACCACCGGAAGAAUACGCAGAUCCCGCAUACGAAAGGGUUUACCACCAGGACUCCAGUGACACAGAUCCUUGCUAUGAGAGAGUGACUGGUGGGCAUGGAAGUGAUGGCAUCUCAGAAUCGGGCUACGAGAAGGUUGCCAAGAGAUUUGACAACGAACCAGACUACGAGACGCUCCGUAAGGAAGCCGCAGCAGAGUACUCCGAGGGAGCCGUCGACCCUCAUUAUGAGCAGAUUCGAAAGAGCGACAAAGCGUCGACUGUCCACGAGGAUGAAGUGGUGACCAGCGCUCGCGGACUGACUCAACAAGACAGUGGUUCCACAGCAGACUACGGUUACGAAAGAAUCAAGGGUCACCAUGGUCUUGCCGAAGACGAAGGAAGCGAUCCGGGAUACGAACAGAUUUGCCGGAGAGGAGAGGAUGACACAAGCGACCCUGGCUACGAGCGGAUCCAUAGGAGUCACAGCGAUGCAUGCAGCCAAGCAGAUAGUGAUCCUGGAUACGAGAGGAUCAAAGACAGGGGUGGUGGAGGCCGGUCAUGGCGUGGCCGUGGCUUGGGCGGGGACUUUGGCUACCGGAAAACAGGAGCUCGUCUAGCGUCAGCUACUGCCAGCACUGCAAAGCAGGACAAUAAUGGGUCAAGCGACGAGACAUAUGAGAGCGUUCAAGAUGACAUGGUGCGAAAGCUUGGCUACAGCCUGAUGAAAGGAACGGGCAGCAGCACAGAAUCACCAGUGCCCAGUCCUGUUUGGAAGCAGGCGUCUGACGACAGUUCUACAUCGGAGCGUGGUGCUGAAGACAGCAGCUCAGAGGAGCCAGGCUACGAAAGAGUGAGGCAUAGAGAUGAAGCUGAUGAUGGUAGGUGUCUCGGUGUGCAGGCGAGAAUUUGGCGGUGCAGUGACAGCAACCUGACGACCAGUGUGGAGACAGCUGAGCGGGCUACCAGCACAUACAGCCUCAAUGCAAACCUUGAUGAUGGAGGCAGCGAGCCCAUAAACAACACAAAUGGGGGAGCGGCGCUCUACGAAGUCAUUCGAGGCUCUACAGACGUUGAGGCAGCCCUCGAGCUUGUGACAGACAACGAACCAAUACCCAUCACAUGGGCGCGCAACUCGGCUGGCCGUUCGUCAGAGCACAAGGAAAGGGAGUACAUCUUCUGAAACUUCAGCUAUCGUAAGGUUUUCCCACUUUAGUGCAAUGGAAUUCUGCCCGGUUCUGUGUGCAUGUGUUGAAUCAAAUGUAUACUAGCACUGCACCACAUUCAUUAAGUACCAUUGCCAGUGGGAAGUUUUCUCAGCUACAUGUGUUAAGUGUUUCACGCAACUUCCUUAAGAAUUAUGUCAACAGAUGAGCCUAUAUUGUGUAGAAUUAUGGCAGAGAGGGCUAUUGCAAAUAGUUUGUUUGGCAGGUGCUCAGUGCACGAAUGUUUCAGCGUGCCUGGAUUGCUUUCUUUUCCAUGUUGUAAACAGCGUUUUAUGUUGUGUUUGUGUUCUCUGUUAAACAGUGAGCUUGAGUUAAAAUUUGUUGAGAUGUUGCUUAUGUAGUGUUGUUGCUGCAAGUUGCAUGCAACUCCUUUAAAAAAGCUUUCAGUAAUUACUGCCUGUAGUGACCGCAUUGUCUGCACUUUUAUUUCUUCAUUGUAAUCAAAACAGGGUUCAGUGCAUAAUUUUUUAUUCUUUUGUAUUGUAAUGAUGUGUUGCGAGCCAUGUUUGCAGCGCAUACUUCCAGUUCCUUUCUCGUUAGUUAUGCUCGAAUGGCACAUGUCUAGCAUGGGAGUAUGCUUUAGACAGGCCUUCACACUUGUGCAAUAAUAAGGAUUGCGACAUUAUGCCUGUAGUCAUUCACCAUUUCAAUCAUUAUAAUCCCAUUAUAAUCAUUAUAAUCAUAAGUUUUUAAGACAGUAUAAGUUCAUAUAUGCACUUCUCAUUGGAGCCUGCAACUUGAGAAACUGCUGAAACCUUGCAUUUAGGGUGCAUCUUGUAGUCUGCUUUGUAUAUUAGUAUAAUGUAUUUACCAUCAGUGCUUGUCAUUUGCUAGUAAUAUGAAGUAAACAAGCAACACAUUAAAGGGAGGGCUUCUUCAGAGUCUGUUGGCAACACCAAUCCAUUACGCUGGCCUGUCUUGCUUUCUCAAGGCCUUGGUUUACAGAAGAGAACAGUUUCCAAUAUUCCACAGAUGAAUGAAGGAGUUACGGAGAACAAUGUUUAAGUGCAAGGUACACUCCUUAGGCAAGACUUGAGCUUGAAAAAGCAAUCUGUGAAUACAGAGGAAUUGAAAAUCUUCACCCAAGCAAUUAUUUCCCAUUGAGAAUUCCGAGGUAGCUCAAGGCAGCAUUUACACAUCAGUUACAGAGAAUAUGCUAUUCGCUGUAACUCGGCGAGCAGCACGAUAUCAUUGAGGUGGUAGCUAAGUUUGGAUACCUUUCUUUUUCUUGUUGCGGUAUGGCGAGCGAUUCUUGCAAUUGUUUCAUCCUCGCUUGUCAACACAUGCUCAGCGUCAUUAAAUGUGUGCUUUAGUUGUGAAUCGUGAGAAGUGCCUGGAGUGUUAGCAAACUGUGCUAAACACUUACAUUAUUUAAAAUGUUGAAGCCAUGACCAUUAAUAAUUGCUACUGUAUCAUCUAGAAAGUAAAUUGCAUAGACAUGAGCAAUAUACAGGCAAAAUCAUCUGUGGAGUGGUGUUUUGUUCUUGUUUUAAUUUAAUUGGGUUUUAUUUUUCUUAAUUUGCUGUAUAAAAUUUUAUAGGUUUCAUUCAACUUUUGUUAUACCCAUUUAUUCAUCUCCUUGUUUUCAAGAACAAAUCUUCGAUGUUUUUAUUUUCUACGAAAAACAUGUACGUAAUAUUUCACUGGACUUCCCAUCUUUUGAAUAUCAUUCAUUUUGUUUCUUUAUGUUGCAAAGUGCUUGUAUCUUAUGCCUUUAUCUAGAACAUUGAGAAAUUUAUACUAAUGUAAGAGAAAAAAGCGUUUUAAUCUAAGUGGGAUAAUGUGUGAUGUCUUUUUUUGAAAAUUUUGAAUGUUUUUAUAGCUCUACACUUCAAGCGCUAAUUUUACAAGGUACCAGAUAUAAUUGUGGCUGUGAAGGUACGUUUGAGCAAUCUUUUGUGACCAGCAGCAUAUUCCACUGCAGUUGCUACAUUCCACAAAGUACUAAUUGUUUUGUAUGCUCAGCACAUCUCUUACAUAUUAUGCAUUCUUAUUAAGCUGCCACUAUAGCUUGGAAGAGUGGUGGUGUCAAAAGAUGCACCUACUUUUUGCUUCAGAACUGUAAUUCAGAAUGGUGUCACUAAAAUUCACAGACUGGGCAAUAUAAGCUAAGUGUACAGUGGCUGUAAAUCAGAUAAUGUUUUCUUUUCACAUGUAGGAAUGUAUCCAGUAACUGUACAAAGGUACAGGUAUUGAACAGAGCAAAAGCUGUGAGUAUGUAUGUGUUUUGCAAAACUCUGCCAUUUAAAACCUAAGUGUAGCAGUUAGCAGCCAAUGAAUUAACUAAUGAACUUAGUAAGCUGCCACUUAUUUCAGAGGUAAGCUGUCUAUUGUUUUGCUAAUCUUUGCAGUAAAAGCUUGCUAAUUCAACCCUAGUUAAUUCUGAUAAUCAGUUAAUACUGAUCUCUGGCCCCGGCAAAUGCAUGUGUUAUUCUGUGGUGUUAGCCCAUUAAUCUGAAGGUUGUGCACCAGUUUAUUAGAAUGUGCAAUGCUAAAGCACACAUGUAUGUGCACAUCCAGUUGUACACAUCACAAUGCAUGUGUCUGCUAACAAGGGGGUUUAGACACUAGAAACAACAUCUUGUAGACAUGAUUUGCCAACAGUAUGUUUUCCAAUGCAGCAGAGAUUUCCAGAAAAAUGCAAAAGCUUCAUAAGUCCUUCGAUAGUGUUCCUACAAAACCAUAAUUACCUAUUGAACUUCCAAAUUUUGUUGUGGGCAUGCUGCUGUUUCUUUCAGUGUGCAUUGAUUUUGUUUAAUUAAUCACGCUGCCACACCGAAAAAGUAUCUGUCGUUCAUGACUCAGUGCUAUGGACUACUUAAAGCACAGAAAACAUGGACUGGAAGUCCAUGCUGUACCAAAAAAGUGGUCACAUGUGCCAGGCCACUGACAACCAGAGCAAUUUUUUUUUACACUUCCAUGAAAUUUAAGUUAACGAGCUUAUAUUGCAGUUUAUUAUAUUUUCAUACACAUAAUCUUUUGUAAAGGAGUUGAACACACUCAGGGUACACCAUCGUUUACUGCCGUUUAUUUUUCUUCUUGCCAAGUAUCAACAUCUCCCAUAUACACCUUAGCAUGAUGGAGACGGAUUAGCGGGGGUAUUAGCUGAAAUACGAACGCAUGAACCUAACAACAUCAUUGCUGGUGGUGACCUCUAUAGGUGCUGCAAUCAGCCAUAAUGCGCUAAAAACUUUCAUUUGUUGCAUGAUUCACUUCAAUCAGGAAAAACUUGCCAAAAUACCUCUGUCGUGAUUAUGUUGGUACUGAUGCAUUUAGGCCAGCACACAACAGUGGUGCAAUCCAUAAUUGCAAGUUAAAACUGUAUAUGCCUUGGUUAAAUCAAGCAUCACACGGUUCCCACUUUACUACUGCUGUUCCUGCUUACGUCAUUCAGUAUAUUGUUUCACUUCUGCACAACUAUGUCUUCGCUAUGCUAAAGCUGUUUAUCGGCAGCAUGCAAAGCAUUUAGAUUACCACACCAAUCGCAUUAUUACUUUGGAUCUAUCUCAUGUUGCUUUCUCUGAUGUGUUAAGUCUAAAAUGUUUGAGCAAUAGUUUGAAAUACAUCGUUGUUUGCUAACUUUACUAUGCAGGCAUAAAUUUAGAUGUUUGCGUUACGUAAUUACAGUAGAAUCUCCUUAAACAGAACCUCAAGGGAAUGGAUAGAUAUGUUCGACUUAACAGAAGUUUUGUUUACUGAAAGAGAUAAGUGGCGGUGUAGCACAAUGUCAUUCAUUCUCUUGAAUUGAAUGUUUAUUUUCAUGUGUGAUACAUGAAGGAUGGCGGGACUAAAAGCGGCACUUAAGCAGCCUGACCAGCACCCACUACCUACAAAGGGCUGCAAAGCAGUGACAUCUUAUUUUGGGAAAAAAUGAAACAUGAAAUACGCAAAUUGAUACAAUAAAAUACUAAAACAGCAUUAUACUAGACACAAAUUUUGCAGGGUACUAUUGCUUAAGCAUCAAGAAGUGCUAAUGUUCCAGCUAGUUCUUACAAAAACUAGAAAAUGUCAAUGUGCUUCAGCACAGCGUUAACAUUUUUUUUUUUUUACUUACUACUAAUUUUGCAAUAAAAUGUUACAAUUCUUGCCUAUUCCCCAUUGAAGACAGGUUUUGCAAAGGCAUUUCAGAUCCUGGUUCUUUCUAGAAAAGAAUUCUUUGCUGCUUGUACUGACAAUUCGGCUUGAAGUGCCGCAUCUUCUGAGAUGCAAAGAUUUUGGUUCCAGUGUAAUUUUUUUUUUCUUUUUGCACUGUGCAAAUAGAAACGAAGAGAUUUUGAGGCAAUGGUUCCGUUUAAGAAACUUUCGUUUAAGAAAUUUCGAUUUAUCGAGAUUCCACUGUAAUGCAUUCUGACUCCAGUGAGACAAUCAAUUACAUCUGUUCUGCAUCUUGCCUACAUGCUGUUAACUUCUGUUCUCUGGUGACACAGAGUUCCACUUACUUCUUUUCAUAGGAAGUUGUGAGUGCCUGUGAAAACAGUUAAUUGAAGCAACACCAGCGAUUUCUCAGAAAUCAUGAUGGUAUCUGUGUUGUUUAUUCCUCACUGCACCAUAAUCUCAUGUGCCAAAAAGCAUGGCUUGUCAAUUUCAAGACGAAGGAAGCAGGCAUUAAUGUGCAUGUGGAUAAUUCGAUAUAGGCAGUAAUAGUACCAAAAUGUGACAUUUUAUACACCAGGUGAAACUCAAAUUUUUGUUCCAUUUAUCUGUAGCCUAGCUCAUCAAGGCGUUUCAUCUUAUUGAUGGGGUCAGUGAUUUAGUCAUCAUUUGGCUCCUCUCGUUGCUGUGAAGGAAAUAAAUAACUUAGCUCCUAAUCCAUUUUAAUGCUAAUUAGGAUCUCAAGGCAGCAUGUGAAAAAAAGUUAGUUAGUUUAGCUGUCACUUCACAGCACUCCACCAUGACGUUUCAGGUCAAGUUAAGGCAAGUUAUGCUGUACUUGUUCACUGCCAUAUGCUACCAUGACUGUGUGCAAGCAUGCAGUUUGUUUGUGUAGCUGCACUUUAGUGGCAACAGCUCGUGUUGCUGAUGUGCCAUUGUGCCGCAGUGGUGUACAUUUGGUGAACUCAACCUAAUUGGGUUCGUUCCUCACCCAUCCUGGUGAGAUUAGGCUCUUGAGACUGCUGUCAGGUGGACAGAAAAAGCUUUUAUGCGUAGUGCUUGUAAAUGGUAAGAAAGCUAUUGAAAAAGUUUUGUUAGAACAUUGUGGUAUUCAUCGAGAGGUUAAUGUGGAUGUACUUAAGCUGCAUGAGGCCUUAUUUCAGGGACGGUAGAAAUCAGCGGAUCUGCAGUGCAGACUGAUAAAAAAGACAACUAAACGGUUGCUUACAUAAAGGUACAGUGAAGGGAGCAUUGCAUGUUAUACUCAAUAUAGCUUAGUAUAAAAGAAUAAUAAAGACUGAAUAGUUUGGUACAAUACACCUUAGAUCCUAAUGACAAAGACGACAGUAGAGAUAUAUAAAUGAUGAGCUUGGUAUAUUGAAGACUGCACAGUUUGAUACAAUAAACCACAGAUCCUAGUGACAAAGAUAAGACAGUAGAAAGAUAAAAGUAAUGAGCUUGGUUGCACGCUCCACUACCUUGUUCUAAAGGAAAUGUGCAAAUUGUUCAUUAUUUCAUGCAUAAAUGCAUGCAUGUCUUUACAUCAUCAAGGUGUGAGGUACGCUUGCUAAUUUAAUUAUGGGGUUUUACGUGCCAAAACCACGAUAUGAUUAUGAGGCACGCCGUAGUGGGGGACUCCGGAAAUUUGAACCACCUGGGGUUCUUUAACGUGCACCUAAAUCUAAGUACACGGGUGUUUUCGCAUUUCGCCCCCAUCGAAAUGUGGCCGCCGUGGCCGGGAUUGCUCUCAAAGCUUACAUAGCCUAAUUCUAGUUUUUUUUUUUCUUCCUUUCUACUUAUGUAAAAUUAUUCAGUACUUAAGCAAAUUGCUACUUCAGCUACCACAGGUUGUGUUGGUAUAAAAAAAGUUGCUGGGGUUGCCCUUUUAAAGCUUUUAACAUUAAAAAAAAAAUGUUUGAUUAUUUCUUUGCUGCAAAACAGUCGUGUAGAUAGUUUAUGGAACUUCCAUAGGCAUGCCUUGAUUAGAAGUAAACAGUUAAUGGAAAAGAUAUGCAAAUUCCUUCAUUUUGUGUGUGCUAGGCAUAUACCAAGCUAAGACAAGUCCGGCAUUCUUUAAGAUCUCUCCCAAGAUGUUUUGAUAUGACGCCAUCAUUGCAGCUUCCUUGAAGCGAUUCCUGGCUGAGUCCUUGAAGUUAUAUCCAUCGGCACUGUUAAAAUAUCUAUUGACAUUAUACACUCCAACCUCUAGGAGAGUGGACAGUUUGGCUUCAUGAUGGACUGUAAGAUGUAAAGAAUGGCCGCACAAAAGAUGUAAUGUAACUAUUCUAUUCCAAAUCUUUUCCUUUCCACUCUUUGUCAGUGGUCCAAGUGGUGCUCUGCCUAUGUUAUCUGGUGAUCGGCCGGACGUGAGUGGUGAUUGAUAAGGAAGGAAUAAAAUUCAAUGAAAGAAAUCCUGGCCCAGAGUAUGUUGCAAGUCAUUUCUGUAUGUGCCUUCUGUCCUGUUUCUCUUGUGCAUACCUUUGUUUUACAACGUCUAAUUACGCCAUAUCUAUUGUAUUUGUUGUCCAUGAGCUAGUUCUCUCUCACUGUUUUUAAUAUCCAAUUGCUGGAAACCGCUAUGCUUCUGAGUUGAUGCAUAUGUACGAGCCGAUAUCUUUGGGGGCAGAGGCUGCUUCCCUCUAUUGCACUCUUAAUUGAUCAAAAUUCCAGUGAUGCCAAAAUGUGUGAUUCUUAUGUUGGCUUAUUUCUGUUUUAUUACCACCCCUGCGGUUGCUGUGUGUCAAAUUUGUCAUGUUUUGUCAUCUUUCAUAACCUUGCAUUAUUGUUUCUCUGCUUGCCUCUGAAAUUCUGCAUUUGGAUUUCUUAGUAGACACUUUGUUGGCACAAGUAUGACCCUUAUUUCAACAAAAGUAGCAUUCUUGCUCACUAUGGAAGCCAUGUUUAAAUCUAGUGCAGUAAUUGCGAAAUUAUUUCUGUCAUUUUUUUCUCAUGUGCUAACUGCAACGUGCACUGGUGUUCUUUUUUUUUAACAGCUGAAUGUGUUGACGCAGCUUUUUUCAGGCAUCGAUGGCUACGGUGUCUGCUUGUUGUAAGUGGCAUAUCAUGCUAGAAUCAUACUGGUGCACUGCUGUCUUGUACCCGCAUCAGAUGUGUAAUAAGUGUUUCGGGCCUGCUGCUGCCCGUGUGUUUAUCACUUGUGCAGCUGGUGUUAAAGGGAAGCUGGAGUAAUCUAAAAACUUUUGAGGAACUGAUAGUGGUUUUGCUUAGUUUAAUGAUUGCACUAUAAAAUUUGUAUUUUUUUGUCUUCUUUGCUAUAGAUGUAUGCUAUGGCACACACAUGGCAAUUGGGAAUAUAUACCUACAGAAAUGUUUUAACGGUAGGGAGUGACAAGAAAGAAAGUGUCAAAUUUUAGUGCACCAUUGGCGUCAUGUUUCUGAACGUUUUUGAAGAUCUUCACAGAAGGCAUAAAAUAUGCAAAUGUAUACCAAGAGCUUUCACACACUGUGCUUGGCUGAAUUAUUAUUCAUUCUGAAAACUCUUCAGCUUCCCUUUAAGCAAUCCGAUUGUGUCUUCAGGGCUUCAGCUGCAUAACUGCAGAAGCUGCAAGAGCAUAUCUUGAAUUCAGGGUACAUUGUAGCUGUGGUUGUGUCUGAAAGAAUAGCUAAUUGACUGCAUCAGAGUCAGUACUAUGAUCUAAUUUAAAGCGAGUUAUGCGUAAUCAUUUUUAAUCCUUCUCGUAACUGUAGUGAAAAUGUGCAACUUGUUGUGUACAUAGACAGAAAUUUUAGUUUUCAUGCUUGGAGAAUGUUUGUGACACUACAACAUACCAGUAUAGCUGUAGUAUACUUCACUUCUUGUUGUUCACUAGCGGAUUUCUCAUAUAUCUAAAGCUCUUACUCACGUCAUGUAGUAAAUAUCUUCACCAUAGCCUCCUCUCGCAUUACUAAAUGCAAGGUGUGUGUCACGCUUAUGACUGCCACUCCUUAAAUGACAAUUCUGAAGCCAGUAAUGUCAAGUCUGCCUGCUGUUAAGUGUUGAAGUUACUAGGGAGAAAUGUGACUCUGCACUUAUUCAACAAUCUUCAGAUUGUGGAUAACUCAUGGAUUCUUGUGUGACUUGGCAUUGUUUUAUUGUUGAGAAAUUGCAUUGCAGGGGCGUUCUUACUGUAAUUUGAGUUUUGCCUUACAAGGUUUGACUGAAUCCAUAUAACUGUUUUGCUUUCACACCUAAUUCAUUUUAUCACAUCUGUUUAAGUUAAUGAGUGUCAUAUUAUAGUAUGCAUUACUAAACACUGAUGAUAUUUGGACGUAGACCUCUCCAAAAAUGCAUACAUUUUCAAUUCUGAAUGCUUCUUUUACUCUGAAAUGUUCUGAAAACAUUGAAAUAGAAGCAAUUAGAGGGUAAUUAAGACUAAUCAUUGAGUUAUAAUGAAAUUGUCACAGAAAUUACCUUCAAGAAGAAAGUUAAAAAAGAAGCCAGAAGGAUGAAGUUUAGAAGAACCUAUGUAGAACCUGUCAUUUUGAUACAGGCAUUUCGUGCAUACAAUAGCGCCAGAUUUCAAGGAAAACUAUGAAAUUCUUUGUGCCCCUGCCCUUGCAGCUGAUGUUGACAAAGCAGCAGUGGAAGGAAAAAUCCUAAUUACAUGCUAUACAGAUGAGUGUCUGUAAUAUCCAUUACAUUACCGUACUACUGCUUAAUAAUGUGACAUCUCUGUGACUUGCCUCCCCUCAAGAAAUGUUCCUGCCAUAAACUUCAAAUUUAAUGACUUGUAGGAUUGACGUUGGGACUGCAUCCCAACUAAAAUCGAGAACAAACGUUAAAUGCUCUGUGCUGUGAUGACUGUAUGCGUGUUUGCAAUUCAAAGAAAGAAGUACAAACCUAGCUGAGCCAAUGACAACAACAAAUAUAUUCUAUUUAGCAUUGAACAUGUCUGCCAGGUGCUGUGGAAGAAUUUCAGAAACUGCCCACCAAGGUGCUUUGUGGAAAGGCAGUGAAGUGGCAGAAAGGGCUUUCUCGGAGAAAGGACGUCACGAGUUCUUAAAUUUGCUGUAACAGUGUAUUGUAUGUCGUGCUGGAUAAUAUUGGAAUUGCCUUGCAAGGUGCACAACUGCACAUAUGUACGAGAUAAACUGCAGUAGCUAAUAAUCGUUGCACUGUAUCUAUAGUAUAUGAAAUCCUUAUCUGCCAAGAUUCCGUGCAGUAGCUCAUGUUGCUUAUAUUCCCUUAGAAGUAUGCAUGCAUCAGCCAAAAACCUGCCUUGUAUCUUCUGUUAGUAAACGUGAAUUACCCUGACAUAGGCAAUGCAACACAACGUAUGUACAGUCGACUCUCGUUAGUUAAGCUUCCAGGAACCACAGUUCUGUUUAAGUUGCCUCAGGUUGAAUUAUAAAACAGUGAUAAAUUAUUAUACAAGCAAGGUAUACACACGACAAAUUUAUGUAGAGUUGGCAAGAAUAUGUGACUGGGCCACUACUAAAGUUCUUUAGCAUAGGUGUAAACAAGGGAAGCCUCAGGCUGGAGUCAAUAUUAGCAAGGGGACUUGCAAAAUGUUGGUUCCAGCAUGAAGGUUCUUGUUAAUUGCAGUCUUCAUCUUUCUGGAGCAUCUUAUAGCCCAUGAGGUAAUUUGGGACAAGCAGCAUCAUAACCUUAUCAGAUCUUCCAUCUUCCUGGAACACCUUCCUCUCAUUUGGCCGCCAUUUAUAAAAAAUGUAAAAAAGAAAAGCAAGUCCCUGUAAUGUUAAUAAAAUCAAGAAUACACGGUUCGGCUAGUGGCAUCGUCUCGUGGUUCUCAUCAGCAUACACGUAAGCCAGGAUAUCAAACUUGUGUGCGUUUUGUGCAUUCCUAUUUCAUGGAUGUUCAAACAUCAGUUGUUCUUGGCUACCUUUCUCUGCCCCAGAAGCCAAAAAAUUUUGAUUAAUUAAAAGACUACUUGCAUUGAAAACGCAGGAAACUAACCAAAGUUUGGCAUUUUGUUUAGAUUAACGGAAUUUUGGUUGAUCCGAGCUUGAAUUACCGUAAGUCGACUGUACUUUGUAGAUUUGUAAUCGAAUUGGAAAUUGUGGACUUGCAGGAAACACUGAGAAGUAAGAAUUGUGGAGUUCCAAUGGUGAGAAGCAGGAAUUGCAGAGUUCUUAGAAGGAACAUUGAGCAGCCAUUGUCUUCCAUUAUUGACACAAGAAAGAUAGAAGAAAUGCAUUUCUCUCCCUUGGAAUCGCGUUGUUUUAGCAGCCUGCACGCCACUUUAAGGCAGUGUUAAACCUUAUGCCAAGUUUCUUUUGCUUCUUGAGUAUUCUUCUGACAAUUUCUUGCCAUGCCAAUCUUAUAAGAUUAUGGAACUGUCUUCACCUUGUUGUAUUUAUGAAACUAGUUUGAUGUUGAUAUCAUUCACUUGUGUAUAUGUCACUGCACACUCUAGUCCUUACUGCUCAUGGCAGAUCCCAUACUGUCAGAUCACUUUUAUGUAUGUUCCUCAUCAUUCUUUUUAAUGAGGCAGUAAUCACCUGUCUUUCGCUUCUACCAUUUUCUGUAAUCAGUAUGCCUGGGACACUGCCACGGUUUUUUCCGGGAUUUUUGUCUCAUGUUUAAAGUGAUUUGUGUAAAAGAAAAUGCCAAUGCAAUUGUGCUUGAACCUGCGUGAUUCAAUGUGCUGCUGAUAAAAUAAGGACUUGGGGAAUUAUGUAGUGCUGUGCAUGUCAUGUUGAUGCCCGAUAUUUCACUUUUAAUGGGGCAUUGUUAUACUGCUGGUAGGAGACAGUCUUGCCAAAUUGCAUGCCAUUUCCCUCGCUCUCAUGCAGGAUGUAGUGCAUGCUCUUGCUAAAUUUACUGCAGUUGAUACUUUACAUACGAUGCUGUGAAAGCUAGUGCAGGGCUGCAUUUACUACCAAAAAUAAUGCAGCAUAUGUCCAUGAUAGCAAAAUCAAAGAACAUGGCACACAGGACUAUAAAGCAUUGUGUUUCCUUGCAUUUCUGCUGAAGGAGGACUAUGAAAAUAUUGCUUAUGCUCAUUGAUAACUACAUGGAUUAUAGUUGAAAGAGUUGCAUGCACGUAUUGUGCAAGGAACUUGAUCUGUUUUGACAGGGGCGAAAUGCCAGAACGCCCUUGUACCAUGCAUUGGCUGCACGCUAAAGAAUCCCAGGUGGUCAAAACUACUCCGGAGCCUCCCACUACGGCAUGCAUCAUAAUCAUAUGUUGGUUUUGUCUUGUAAAACCCCAGAAUUAAAUUUUUAAAAUCUUGAUCCGAAUCUUCAGCUGUGAGUAAAGUUUAUGGUUACCACGGAAUGCACCAAGUGACAAGUGCUUUGUGACAACUUGUGUAGCUUUCACAGUAUUGCAUACAAUGUUUGAAAUGAAGUUUCGAAAUUGUAGUGCUAGUCAAUGCACAUGCAUUGAAAUGACACCUUCUGAUAACAGAUUGCGCACGCAGUUCUGACUGUGACGUCGCUUAUGUAUGCUGGCACUUUCAUUGCUCUUGGUGAUGAACAUUGUCGAUGACUCCCAUUGAAAUGUACGGGCGGUUGGCCUGCAUGCGUGACGUCAUGGCUCAGAGUGCAUGCUUUGUGCAAUCUCUAGGAGGCAUUGGCUGACAUCUUUUGCAUUUGUGAACAUUUUAUGCUUGUUGCGAAUGAAAGGCAAAAUUCUCGCUUUCAUGCUUAUCAGUUACAGCUCACAUCAAUCGCAAGCUGCAAGCCCACCAGUAUGCAAUGUUUAUAAAAAUACUACAAGGAUCUUGGAUGAGCUAGGUGCAACGCACCCUCACUAGAGCACUGAGGCGUAGAUUGCUUUUUAAGGAACACGAGGACUUCUGUGUUUACUUAAGUUCCAUGUUUGUCAGGUUUUCAGAUGGUCACAAGAUUAUAACCUGACAAACAUGGUACUUAAGUAAACAAAGAAGUCCUCGUGUUCCAUUUCAAGUCAGUGUCAUGCUGACCGUAGAGGCAUCUGGUGCCAAACAUUUCUCAGUGCCGAAGUAAUAGGGCCAUAUUUAUGUGAUGCUUUAGUUAAUUUAUAGUUAAGCCAUGCAGAGCAGCUAUUGAGUAUGCACAGCUCAGACAGCUUAUAAUUUUCUAUUUAUGGGUGAAACAAAAAUGUUAUAUUAUUGUAGUGACUUCUUCCAGCCGUAUUGCUUCAUAUUACAAUGCAGCAAGCACAUUACCAUUACUGCAGGUUACAUCGAGCACAACUGCAUUACUGGCUGCCAGUCAGUUGGUUGCACCUCGAUGCCAUCUGAACAAAUGCACAGAGGUCAACUUGUGUAGCGUGUGUGAUUAUUAGUGUGUAUGCAAAGUGACGUACAUGCUAAAAAGAGGGCCACGUCCUCCCUGACUUCCCUUGUUUUCAAUUCUUGUCUGACAUGUGUACAAAGCAUUGUGUGACCUGCUUCCUGAGAGCUACAAUAAAGAAACGCAUAUUUUUCUGAAGUACA